Messenger RNA from Coffea arabica (coffee), 3358 nucleotides. The record is from RefSeq and is a predicted model, not a curated record. NCBI's taxonomy places the organism in Eukaryota, Viridiplantae, Streptophyta, Magnoliopsida, Gentianales, Rubiaceae.
AUGGUUGCAGCAGCGGUAUCAGCAGAGAAUGCGGGCGUUUUUACUUCACCAGAGACGGCCAAGUCAUUUGAUUUUGCUAAUGAGGAGCGCAUAUACAAGUGGUGGGAGUCUCAAGGGUACUUCAAGCCGAGUUUUGAUAGGGGUAGUGAUCCUUUCGUAGUUCCAAUGCCGCCUCCUAAUGUUACUGGUUCUUUGCACAUGGGGCAUGCUAUGUUUGUCACUCUUGAGGAUAUUAUGGUAAGAUACCAUCGCAUGAAAGGAAGACCUACACUUUGGCUUCCCGGGACUGAUCAUGCUGGUAUUGCAACUCAGUUGGUUGUGGAGAGAAUGCUGGCAUCUGAAGGAAUACAGAGGGUUGAUUUGGGUAGAGAAGAGUUUGCAAAGCGAAUCUGGGAUUGGAAAGAGAAGUAUGGUGGAACCAUUACGAAUCAGAUUAAGAGACUUGGUGCUUCGUGUGAUUGGACUAGGGAACGAUUUACCCUGGAUGCAGAGCUGAGUCGAGCUGUUGUGGAGGCUUUUGUUAGGCUGCAUGAAAAAGGCCUAAUUUAUCAAGGUUCAUAUUUGGUUAAUUGGUCUCCUAAUUUGCAGACUGCUGUUUCUGACUUGGAAGUUGAAUAUUCUCAAGAACCUGGUGCUUUAUAUUACAUCAAGUACCGUGUAGCUGGAGGUUCGAGGAAUGAUUAUUUGACAAUUGCAACCACACGUCCAGAGACCUUAUUUGGUGAUACAGCUGUUGCUGUAAAUCCUGAGGAUGAACGUUAUUCUAAGUACAUCGGCAAGAUGGCUAUUGUUCCAUUGACGUUUGGACGGCAUGUUCCCAUCAUCUCGGACAAGUAUGUGGAUAAAGACUUUGGAACUGGUGUGUUGAAGAUAAGCCCUGGGCAUGAUCACAACGACUACCUUCUUGCUCGAAAACUUGGUCUUCCCAUACUUAAUGUGAUGAACAAGGACGCAACACUGAAUGAAGUUGCUGGGCUGUAUUGCGGUCUCGAUCGGUUUGAGGCACGAAAGAAACUAUGGUCAGAUCUUGAGGAGACAGGCUUGGCUGUUAAAAAGGAGGCCUACAAUCUGCGAGUUCCUAGAUCCCAACGUGGUGGAGAAAUAGUUGAGCCUCUCAUAAGUAAGCAGUGGUUUGUAACAAUGGAGCCCUUAGCUGAGAAGGCUCUCAAAGCGGUUGAAAAAGGAGAAUUGACUAUUAUGCCUGAGAGAUUUGAGAAGAUAUACAAGCAUUGGCUGUCAAAUAUCAAGGAUUGGUGUAUAAGUCGACAACUCUGGUGGGGACACCGAAUCCCCGUCUGGUACAUAGUUGGUAAGGAUUCUGAAGAGGAAUAUAUAGUUGCUAGGAAUGGAGCAGAAGCCCUUGAAAAAGCUCAAGAGAAGUAUGGAAAACAUGUUGAAAUAUAUCAGGAUCCCGAUGUUCUUGACACUUGGUUUUCGAGUGGGCUAUGGCCAUUCAGUACUCUUGGUUGGCCAGAUGUGUCGGCGGAAGAUUUCAAGCGGUUCUAUCCUACAUCAAUUCUUGAAACUGGGCACGACAUAUUGUUUUUCUGGGUUGCCAGAAUGGUGAUGAUGGGAAUUGAGUUUACUGGGACUGUUCCAUUUACAAAUGUGUAUCUGCAUGGACUUAUCCGUGACUCUCAAGGUCGAAAAAUGUCAAAAACAUUGGGGAAUGUUAUUGAUCCACUGGAUACAAUUCAAGAAUAUGGGACUGAUGCCUUACGCUUCACUCUAGCAUUAGGAACUCCUGGUCAGGAUCUAAAUUUAUCAGUUGAGAGGUUGGCCUCUAACAAGGCAUUCACUAACAAAUUGUGGAAUGCUGGCAAGUUUAUACUGCAAAAUUUGCCAAGCAAAAGCGAUUUAUCUUCUUGGGAAGCGUUGUCAAUUUAUAAGUUUGAUAUGGUGGAGUCUCUGCUCAAACUACCUUUGGCAGAACGUUGGGUGGUAUCCAAACUUCACAUUCUCAUUGACACAGUUACAUCAAGUUAUGACAAAUAUUUCUUUGGAGAUGUUGGAAGAGAACUAUAUGAUUUCUUUUGGGCUGAUUUUGCUGAUUGGUACAUUGAAGCCAGUAAAGCUCGCCUUUAUCACUCUGAAAGUCAGUCACGUGCUUCUGUAGCACAGUCUGUUCUCUUAUAUGUUUUUGGAAACAUUUUAAAGAUGUUACAUCCUUUUAUGCCAUUUGUCACAGAAGAGCUUUGGCAGGCACUACCUUCCCGGGAAGAAGCUCUCAUGGCAUCUGCUUGGCCAUUGACUUCACUUCCAAGGCAUGUUGAGUCAAUCAAGCAAUUUGAAAAUUUACAGGCUCUGACAAGAUCAAUCAGAAAUAUUCGGGCUGAAUACUCUGUUGAGCCCGCAAAGCGAAUAUCUGCAUCCAUUGUUGCAAGUUCAGAAGUAAUUGAAUAUAUAUCAAGAGAAAAAGAAGUUCUAGCUCUUCUUUGCAGGUUGGACCUGCAAAACAUGAUCUUUACGGAUUCUGCUCCAGGGAAUGCCAAUCAAUCUGUACAUAUAGUUGCCAGUGAGGGUCUGGAGGCAAACCUUCCACUUGCUGACAUGGUGGAUAUAUCUUCUGAAGUUGAGCGCCUUUCCAAGCGCCUUGUUAAAAUGCAAGCUGAAUAUGAUGGACUAAUGGCUCGUCUAAGUUCACCCAGUUUCGUAGAGAAAGCUCCAGAGCACAUUGUUCGUGGGGUUCAAGAAAAAGCAAGGGAAGCUGAAGAGAAGUUAAUGCUAACUAGAAAUCAGCUAGCUUUUCUUGAAUCCUCGGUCUUGGUUUCAAAAUGAUUCUUUUGCAUUUAGAGGAUGAUACGUUUAGAUACAGUCGGAAGAUCCAAUCAUGUUCUCUUCUCUCUAGCAGUGCUGGAUGCAUGCAUUUUGAUCCCAUGUCCUACAUUUUGAAGGCGUUUGAGUUCCCUACUUGGCUUCAAGACUUGCUAUAGUCUGACAGUUUUUCCCAUGGGAUUUCCAAUUACUGCAAGACUCUGUUUGGGCAGGAGAGUCAAGCAUCUUGUCAGAAAAAACAUCUAGUGUUGGUUGCGAUUCUGCGCUGCAUGGCCACCAAGAGGAAAGAAACCGCAGAGCCAUGACUGUAUAGCCAUUUUUUCUCUGGAAGUGCUACGCAGAUAGAACUUUACCUCUAGGUUUUGUAGCUAGAUGGAUCUCCAUAUGUUAUAGCAUUCACAGAGUUUCCUUCCCCCAGCAACCACUACCUAGAGAUAAAAGCAGAGACAGACCACUUUUUUCCCCCCUUUUUCCUUUAUAAUUUGUGGGGGCAAGGACUUUCUCAAGAUAUUCUGUUCAUUUUUCUUAUCAGGAAAUAUUUGAGUUAGGCAAUAGCAAAUCUUUCUUUUGUUGUGGCUGCUUA